This is a messenger RNA of Pteropus alecto (black flying fox), 3929 nucleotides long. RefSeq names its product ectonucleotide pyrophosphatase/phosphodiesterase 5 (putative) (gene ENPP5). Lineage: Eukaryota; Metazoa; Chordata; Mammalia; Chiroptera; Pteropodidae. The record is from RefSeq and is a predicted model, not a curated record. The coding region runs from base 308 to 1741 and encodes 477 amino acids. The transcript has 5 exons.
AGCAGGGAGGCGGUGCUGGUCAGGUGCUCUGCUCCAAGGUUGCGUGCAGGUGUGCGGCUGCGGGUCCAAGAAGUGCCCUUCGCUCCCGACACCUCACGGCUAUUGCCCUGGGUCUGCCGGAGGGAGCCUUCUCCAGAUCUCCCCUCCCAUUGCCCCAAUCCAAUGCGGACUGACCCACCCGGUCGCUACGAAGAUUUACAAGGCUGUCUGUGGGGGAAGGAUUGCAGUGGAGGAGGAAUUGGAAAACAGCCCAGUGAAUUCUGGACCCAGAGAUCAUCUUACAUUGAACUGAUCAAGUACUUUGAAUAUGACUUCAAAACUCCUCUUGGAGGCCUUCAUACUUGCUGCAUUAACACUUUCAAUUACAUUUUCUCUUUCACCAGACCAGCAAAAGGUUCUACUAGUUUCAUUUGAUGGAUUCCGUUGGGAUUACUUAUAUAGAGUUCCGACACCCCAUUUUCAUUAUAUUAUGAAAUAUGGUGUUCAUGUGAAGCAAGUUACUAAUAUUUUUAUUACGAAGACCUACCCUAACCAUUAUACUUUGGUAACUGGCCUCUUUGCAGAGAAUCAUGGGAUUGUUGCAAAUGACAUGUUCGAUCCUAUUCUGAACAAAUCUUUCUCCUUGGAUAACAUGAAUAUUUAUGAUUCUGAGUUUUGGGAAGAAGCAACUCCAAUAUGGGUCACAAAUCAGAGGGCAGGACAUACUAGUGGUGCAGCCAUGUGGCCUGGAACAGAUGUAAAAAUACAUGAGAGCUUUCCUACUCACUACAUGCUUUACAACGAGUCAGUUUCAUUUGAAGAUAGAGUUGCCAAAAUUAUUGAAUGGUUUACAUCAAAAGAGCCCAUAAAUCUUGGUCUUCUCUAUUGGGAAGAUCCUGAUGACAUGGGCCACCAUUUGGGACCUGACAGUCCACUCAUGGGACCUGUCAUUUCAGAUAUUGACAACAAGUUAGGAUACCUUAUACAAAUGCUGAAAAACGCCAAGUUAUGGAACACUCUCAACCUAGUUAUCACAAGUGACCACGGAAUGACCCAGUGUUCUGAGGAAAGAGUAAUAGAACUUGACCAAUAUCUGGAUAAAGACCACUAUAUCCUGAUUGACCAAUCUCCAGUAGCAGCCAUCUUGCCAAAAGAAGGUAAAUUUGAUGAAGUCUAUGAAGCACUAGCUCAUGCUCAUCCUAAUCUUACUGUUUACAAAAAAGAAGAGAUUCCAGAAAGAUGGCACUACAAAUAUAAUAAUAGAAUUCAACCAAUCAUAGUAGUGGCUGACGAAGGGUGGUAUAUUUUACAGAAUAAGUCAGAUGACUUUUUGUUAGGCAACCACGGUUAUGACAAUGCAUUAGCAGAAAUGCAUCCAAUAUUUUUAGCCCACGGUCCUGCCUUCAAAAAGAAUUUUACAAAAGAAGCCAUGAACUCCACAGAUCUUUAUCCACUGCUCUGCCACCUCCUCAAUAUCACUUCCAUGCCACAUAACGGAUCACUGAAGAAUGUCCAGGAUCUUCUCAGUUCAGCAGCUCCAAGACCAAUUCCUUACACACAGAGUCCUACGCUCCUCCAUGGUAGUGUCAAACCAAGAAAAUAUGAGCAAGAGGAGUCGUAUGCUUAUUUCAUAGGGAUCUCUCUUGGUAGCAUUAUAGUUAUUGUAUUUUUUAUAGUUUUCAUUAAACAUUUAAUUUGCAGUCAAAUACCUGCCUUACCAGAUAUGCAGGCUGAAAUAGCUCAACCAUUAUUACAAGCCUAAUGCUACUCUGAAGUGGAGAUGGCCUAAUUAUGGCAGUGCUUAAAGGUUUCAAUUUCUAGGAAACCACUUUCAGACAUUUGCACAGACCAAUGAGCAGUUACAUGCAUAUACAGACACAGCCUGCCCCUCUCUUUCUCUCUCUCUCUCUCUCUCACACACACACACACACACACACACACUUGCACACACACACAAACACAUACACACAAACACACACUCACACAGGAAUACACACAAAUGCACCAAAAUACAUAUAUCUGCAAAUAAUUAAAAAUGUGGAAUUAUGUUUCCAUUUUCCUUUCUGGUCCAGGGGUAGAUAAGAUCCUGCUUUAUUUGUACUUGGCACAUAUAAUGUAUAUAUUUAGUAACUUUGCACUAUUUAAAGUAUAUAUUGCACUUUAAAUUACUCUCCUAAUGGGUACUUUUAUGUGAAAUGCACUUUAUUGACAACUAUCCUAUAACUUGAUUGAAAAAGACAACUAUUUGCACCCAUGUCACAGAAUACUUGUUAUUUGUCAUUCAAACCGAAUGAAAUUCUAAUAAUUCCUGAUUAAUAUAGAAAUCUAUCUCUUUAAAGUGGGAGAGCAAGAAAAAGUGAAAACUGUUGAAAAUUAAAUUUGUACAUUAAAUUUUGGAGAGACGCAUUCCUAACAGCAGGACGAAUCUAUGGGCAUUCCUUGUCAUAUUUCUUUCCAAAGGACAUGGGUUUUCAUUUUAUUUUCCCCAAAAGAUUCAAUUACUGACACAUUUAUUCUAAAUAUAUUGUUUCUGUCAUAAAAUCAUGCGGCUGUAUUUCCUGAUUGGUCAUUUUACUCUAAUUUUUAUAACACCAUAAAUAUACAUUUCCCUCUGUAGUCCAGCAGUGGCCUGGAUAUUAGAGAUAAGACAUGAUCUCAGCAAUGUUUUCUCUUGUUCUAUAAUUAUUUGCUUCUUUGAAAACUAAAUCACUAUUAAUCACAUUAAAAGUUAAAUUAGGUAAAAACAAUGUUUGUUUUCUUUCUGGUAACUCAUAGUAACAGAGCACAAGCAUCUUUUAGAUACAAAUAUUUGAAGAUCCAGACUUGCAAGAGAGCAUAAACUCAAAGUGUAGGCCACUCAAUCCUUGUAGAGCUUGGGGGAAAAAUUAGGCCCAUAGUACACAGUGUACCCAGAACAGUGCUGAAGGGUGCAUAAUAGCAAAAACUAGCAAAAUAACUCCUAGAAGUAACAGGUGUUGAAAUAAGAAGAGCUGAGAUUGUAGCUUUGUUUAAUGAAAUAUUGGAACACCUGCUCCCCAGGUGCUCAGUGGAAUCAAAGAUGAAUCCAAGUUCACAAAUAGUCUUUUCCUUCUCGGUAGUUUUUCACCUGCCUGGUCAUUUCAGCUCCUCUCAUUCCAACCUAGAGGACCUUUUAAGUAGCCGGGUUGGAGAGAGGGAGAUGUUACCUACGGUUUCUUAGAAGAAAGAAGAAGCCUCAGAAAGAACAGUUUUCUUUGAGGAAAGUAGAAGCCAGUUUAUAGACACAUGGCCCAUAGAAAGUACUGUGAUUUCAUGUAUAUUUAUAUAUCAACUGACUAAUUGGAAAAGUGGAAAAGGCAUUUCAGAAAGAAAGGAUAACUUAGAUUUAAAGAAUAAAAAUGGCAUGGUUAAAAAUACAAUUGAAUGUAAGUGCUUCCUAAAAUGAGGUGGCUUAAUUAUUUUUAAAAUGAUACCAGUAAAAAAUGUUAGCACCUCAUUCUCAUUUUAUGAUAUAACCUCUUAAUAGGAUAGAAUGGAAUCACUGAAAAUAAACUAUGGAUUCAAAAGCUGAGAAGUUAGAUGGUAGGUAGCAAACUCCUCAAGAAAUCUGAACUCUAGAUUAGACAUUCUAGAAUAUGACCAGUCACAUUGGCUUGCUUUGUAGCUAUGAACUUACCUGUGUGAUUGAGAUGCCAAUAUAACAACUAAAAGAUAAAAUUUGUCUACUUAAAAGCAUUACUAUUCAAGUGCUAUCUGUACAUUUAAAUUAAUUGUUUCAUUAAAUUCAUUUCAGAAGGUGCUAUUACCUUAGAUGAAAGUAAAUUCUGUAACUUUGGUGAAAUCAUUAAAAUUCUGAUAGUAAGCUUUUAUUAUUGAAUGGUUUCUUCUAUUUACAGAAACUUAUUUUCCUGUAAAUAUCAGCAGGAGAGUUUACCUGAAGGAAAAUAAAAUUUUAAACUUUGCUGUGAAAA